CAGGCAAACGAUCGAUGUUGCGGCGUAUCGGUCGCAGGAGAGAGCUGGGUCUCAUAUUUUGCUUUGACCGCUACUGUGGGUUGAGGCGCAGUCUUCAAAAACUGGUUUACAAUUUUAUCAUUUAUUUAUAACGUAUAGCUUCUUGUCAUACUCAUUCGUAUCCAAUUUCUGUCUUUUUUCCUUGGUGAACGGACUUUCUGUCUACUCAUGAUGGCUUCGAUCAAAAAAUAUUCGUUCACGUCAAAAGCGAGCGCCAAAGGUAUGGAAGGCUACGUUGGGUUUGCUAAUCUUCCAAACCAAGUUUUUCGCAAGAGUGUCAAGAAAGGAUUCGAAUUCACUGUAAUGGUGGUUGGUGAAAGUGGAUUGGGGAAAUCAACACUGCUCAAUUCACUGUUUUUAACUGAUAUCUACACACCUGCUGCAUAUCCAAGUGUAGAGGAAAGACUAAACAAAACUGUUUCAAUAAAACCUUCAACAAUCGAGAUGAAAGAGGGAGGUGUGCGACUGAGACUAACAGUUGUUGAUACUCCAGGAUUUGGAGAUGCUGUUGACAACACGGACUGCUGGAAACCUAUUAUUGAGUACAUAGACAACAAAUUUGAAGAAUAUUUAAAUGCAGAAUCAAGAGUGUUUAGAUCACCUUUUCCAGAUGACAGAGUACACUGUUGCUUGUACUUCAUUGCUCCUACAGGGCACUGUCUAAAACCUUUGGAUAUAGAAUUUAUGAAAAGACUUCAUAACAAGGUGAAUGUUGUACCGGUGAUUGCAAAAGCUGACACUUUGACCCAUGAUGAGUGCACCAAGUUCAAAAAACAGAUACUUAAAGAAAUAGAGGAAAAUGACAUUGGAAUUUACAGAUUUCCAGACUUGGGAGGAGAUGAUGAUGAUGAUGUAGCUGCUGUCAGUAUGAAGGACAGAAUACCUUUUGCCGUGGUUGGUAGCAACACGGUGUUAGAAGUUAAUGGAAAGAGAGUGAGAGCCAGGGUAUACCCAUGGGGUGUGGCAGAAGUUGAAAAUGUAGACCACUGCGAUUUUGUUGCUUUGAGAAAUAUGCUGAUCAGAACGCACAUGCAGGAUCUCAAGGAUGUGACGAAUGACACUCAUUACGAAAAUUACCGCUGCGAAAAGCUGGCAGCCAUGACUGUUGGCUCACCCACUAAUCAACCAAGUUCUAACGUCUCGCUAAGUAGAAGUCCUCUGGAACAACUGGAAGCUGAGAAAGAGGAACGAGAAAUGAAACUGAAGAAAAUGGAGCAGGAAAUGGAGCAAGUGUUUGAAAUGAAAGUCAAGGAAAAGAAAAAGAAGCUCAAAGAUUCCGAGGCGGAGCUCGGCAAGAAAAACGAACAGAUGUGGAAACAGCUCGACCAGCAGAACAAGGAGCUGGAGGAAAAACGAAAACAAUUCGAGAAGGAGAGGGGACAGUAUGAAGAAGAACUGAAAAGUAAUGGUCUGAAGGGUCUGGAACGGUCUGACUCCUCCACCAAAUCACUCAAGUCCGUAGAUGGGUUCGUGAAGGAAAAAGAUAAAGAGAGCAAGAAAAAAGACAAGAAAAAGGGUUUCUUUUAAAUGACUUUUACCCCAGAGAAGACUGUACCACGAUAAAAUUAGUUUAUUAUGGACACCUCAUUAACAUAUUUGGUGCGACCUUAGAUUCGACGAACUACGGAGACACAAGGAGAACGCAGCGCGCGACACAUGUGUAGUUGUUUUGUAUGAGUGCGCGCGCAUACAUGUGUAGUUGUUUUGCAUGAGAGUGCGCGCGCAUAAGAAGUUUUAACAUUGAGUGGAGAAAGCGUGACUUGAAAACCAUUACUCCCCGAAAAUAAGAAUUUUGGUAUUACAUCGUUUUAAAUUGUUUUUCUGCCAAGAGUAUAUCGUUUAAAGAUUAUUUAAUGUAAAUUUGAAAAUGUAUUGUGGUUAUUUAGUGUACCAACAUUCAUUAUACAACUGAAGUUAAGUGUGUAAGGGAAGAAUAAGUUUUCUUUAGCAGUUUUGAGUAAAAUUUAUUAGCUUGUAAUUUUUAGUUAAAAAUUAAUCGCUGUGAUCAGGGUUUACAUUCCCCUAUCUCAUUUCAUUCAAAAACCUGUUUAAUUCUAAGCGAGAGUUUGUCGUGCCAUUCUGACUUUCCCCUCGGGAGGAGGGGGGGGGGGUCAAUGUGCCUGGACCGUUUUCAGUGCGAAGAAGUAAAAGUAGGAAUAUUAAACCUAGGCACACCUAUGCAUGGCUUAUCUAGAAAUCUCUGUAUCUCAAAAGAAAACAUUUUUUAUCUUUAUCCAGGCUAUAUGUAUAUAUGUAUGACCUAAAUCGUGUUAUGUUUAGUGCCACUAUGAGUGACUAUGUGCGAUUAUUCUUACCGUCCAAACCCUCUUAAGUUACCACUGAAGAAUAGUUAAUUGAUGAAUAAUUGUUAUUGCCCCCUUAAAAGAUAGUGUAUAAAACCACACUAAAACAGCCUUAUUGAG
Messenger RNA from Stylophora pistillata, 2462 nucleotides. RefSeq names its product septin-7. Lineage: Eukaryota; Metazoa; Cnidaria; Anthozoa; Scleractinia; Pocilloporidae. Gene Ontology annotation, molecular function: GTP binding. The record is from RefSeq and is a predicted model, not a curated record.